AUGGCCCCUGCUACGGGAGGAGUCGCUCCGCCCCCAGAAUCGGAGAGCCAUAGGUCGAUCCCAUACGACAUCAAGGACGAUACGAUACGUCCCCCACAACGACACGCCUUGCUUCACAUCCCAGACUCAUACGAGGCCGGCGUCCCGUGCCCGCUAAUAGUCGCGCUGCACGGGAAAGGCCAACCAGCCAAAGAAUUCGAAUACCACACUCAACUCUCCAAUGCGGCGUUCAAUGCGGACUCUAUCGUGGUGUACCCCGAGGGCGUCGAUCUACAAUGGACAGGCGACCCUGAGGCGCCGCCUCGAGAUGAAGUGGAUGACAUCCGGUUCAUCGACGUGCUGAUCGACCACGUCAUGCGCGACUACACUGUCGACGCCACGCGGGUCUACGUCGCAGGGUUUAGUAACGGAGGAGGACUCGCUGCACUGCUGGCGUGCGACCCGAGGGCGUCCGCCGGUAUCGCCGCGUUCGCUAUGGCUUCGGCCGCGGUUUACCGGGACGAGGCGCUCAAGGAGCCGCUGUUCAGCACAUGCCGCCCUUCGCGGCUACCUGUUCCCAUUCUCGAGUUCCACGGCGACGCGGACCCCGUGAUCCACUAUGAGGGCAAAACCACACCGGACGGGCCGACGUACGACGUCUACGAGUGGCUCCAAGGCUGGGCGAAGAGGAACGGAUGCGUUGACCUGGAGGGCAAGCGCGUCUUCCUGCACGGCGGCAAGGUGGAGAAGAUUGUCUGGAGUACCCCAGGCAAAGGCGACCACAGCGAGCAGCAUGUGGAGAAUGUGGUCGAGCAUUACAAAAUCGCCGGCUUCGGCCACGGGUGGCCGUCAAGAUAUCCGCUGAACAACGACAGCCAAGAACGACACGGUCCAACGUACUUUGACGCAACCCCGCUUGUGAUGGAGUUCUUUCGGAGAUUCAAGCGUGCUUAA
Molecule: messenger RNA, 933 nt
Organism: Fonsecaea multimorphosa CBS 102226
Lineage: Eukaryota; Fungi; Ascomycota; Eurotiomycetes; Chaetothyriales; Herpotrichiellaceae
Exons: 1
Coding region: 1-933 (310 amino acids)
Cellular component (GO): extracellular region
Molecular function (GO): feruloyl esterase activity
Source: RefSeq, a predicted model, not a curated record